Molecule: messenger RNA, 333 nt
Organism: Paramuricea clavata
Lineage: Eukaryota; Metazoa; Cnidaria; Anthozoa; Malacalcyonacea; Plexauridae
Source: the annotation of a GenBank genome assembly
AUGGUUGUGGUGAUGAUGAUGGUUGUGAUGAUAGCAAUGAUGGUGGAGGUGAUGAGGGUGGUGGUGAUGACGGUGGUGGUGAUGAUAGCAAUGAUGGUGGUGGUGAUGAGGGUGGUGGUGAUGAUGAUGGUGAUGAUGAUAGCAAUGAUGGUGGAGGUGAUGAGGGUGGUGGUGAUGACGGUGGUGGUGAUGAUAGCAAUGAUGGUGGAGGUGAUGAGGGUGGUGGUGAUGAUGGUGGUGGUGAUGAUAGCAAUGAUGGUGGAGGUGAUGAGGGUGGUGGUGAUGAUGGUGGUGGUGAUGGUAGCAAUGAUGGUGGAGGUGAUGAGGGUGGUG